CUCGUUUUCGUGUGUUUUUGAUACCCCACCGCGAAUUCCUUCUUUUUCCUUUUUUUUCUCUCGCUGGAGCUUCGUCUUCGAGCUCUCUCUUUCUCUCCGGAAACCCUCGAUUCCGAUCGGAGGAGAAGAAGGGAAAGCUCGAGGCCCCCUUCUGCUUCUUCAGCGGCUGGGUUUUUGGUGGAUUUCGCCCAAUUUUUUGUUCAGGUGGGACAACAAAUUUGAAAAUCCAAGAUACAAGAAAUGGGUUGCUGCGUGUCAUCCAGAAGGGCUGAGAUGGAUAGGACGCCAAUUUACUUAUAUUGUCCUCCUACGUCAGAACCUGUAUCUUCUGCCAAUGUCACAUCUUCUGUCUCUACUGGACUUCUUGUUAAUACAAAUUUGGAUACAUCAAUUCCUGACACUUACCGAGCACCUCCUUCUCCACUGCCUUAUGAUGUGGAUUUGGCAUGCCCGCGAACUUUGCUCGCAAGUUUUGAGAAUUGUGGCAACAAGCCUGAUCAUAUGCAACCGGCAGAUUUACUGCCUCCAAGAGAGCCUGUCUGUGGUGAUGUAUCUGAAGGUUCAGAUAUAUCCAAGAGUUUGAAAGGGUCUGACUGCAAGAGUGGAACUGAUGAUGGCUGUGCUACUGUCAAGGUGAUCGAGGAUGAACCAUCAAAAUUUUGUGACCCUGUUUCUUUGGAAGUGAAUGAGGAGGAGGAUGAUUGUCCCAUUUGUCUUGAAGAAUACAAUUUUGAGAAUCCUCAGACAAUCACAAAAUGUGAACACCAUUUUCAUCUGGCAUGCAUUCUUGAAUGGAUGGAGAGAAGUGAUACUUGCCCUGUAUGCGACAAGAUAACAAUGCUCGACCAAGCUUUUUUUGAGUAGAACCAAAAAGUGACAGAAAUUUACAUCCUGAUGAAAUCUUGCGAUGAUUUAGUAACCAAGCAUGUUUCUAGUAGUUCUAUGCUGCCGCGGCAUUUGAUCGAUACUGUCGAAAAAAACUGGUAGUGCUCUUUUUUUCUUCUUGAUAUUUCUUUCAUAGUCAGAGAAUAGAAAAGAAAGGUCAGAGAUUGCUUAGAAAAAUUUAAACAGAAAAGAAAAGAGAAGUAUUGUAGGCUUGUAGCCUUCUUUGUAUAGCUAUUGAUCUCUACUCAAUGUGAACUGUUAUCUUGUCUUUUUAGGCAUAUUGAAUGAUGUUCUCUGAACAUAUAAAUAUUUCAUUAUCAUUA
Messenger RNA from Dioscorea cayenensis subsp. rotundata (Guinea yam), 1208 nucleotides. Its product is annotated as probable E3 ubiquitin-protein ligase RHB1A. Lineage: Eukaryota; Viridiplantae; Streptophyta; Magnoliopsida; Dioscoreales; Dioscoreaceae. The transcript is spliced from 5 exons. The record is from RefSeq and is a predicted model, not a curated record. The coding region runs from base 241 to 864 and encodes 207 amino acids. Gene Ontology annotation, molecular function: ubiquitin-protein transferase activity.